Messenger RNA from Formica exsecta, 2212 nucleotides. Its product is annotated as 2',5'-phosphodiesterase 12. The record is from RefSeq and is a predicted model, not a curated record. NCBI's taxonomy places the organism in Eukaryota, Metazoa, Arthropoda, Insecta, Hymenoptera, Formicidae. Gene Ontology annotation, cellular component: mitochondrion. Gene Ontology annotation, molecular function: 3'-5'-RNA exonuclease activity. The transcript is spliced from 7 exons. Gene Ontology annotation, biological process: nuclear-transcribed mRNA catabolic process, deadenylation-dependent decay. Bases 209 to 2017 code for a protein of 602 amino acids.
AGUAACACAUCUCUUGCAUGUGCGCGAAGAAAAAACACCACAAAAGUAUUUAUAACCUCAAAUUCAUUUUCUUUCCAACGCUGAAACUCCCUUUUCCCCAACUUACAUACGCUUAAAUUAUUAAAUCUGAUUUUUAAUGUGUUAAAUAGUUUUGAUCGGAGCUCUGUACUGUGUAUUUUGAGGUGAACGAAAUGUGGAUGUGAUUAUAAUGCAAAGUGUGUUCGCGGUUAAAUUGUUCUCGUACAGAGCUUACCUGUUCUCGUCGUCGAUUUUCACGUCGUUUCGCAGCAAACACGUACAACCGAAACACUUGUUGAAGAUGAACGAGGCUUUCCUGCGCUACGAGAAAGGUAGCGAGAUCUUUGACAUCUCGUUCCGCUACGUAGACGAGACGAUGAAGGUUGACCGUCAAUUCAACUUCUCCAGGCAGACCGCGGAGAGCGUGAACAACUUCCUCAAGAGGAUCGACACAAACGUUUGCAAGAUCAUAAACAAAAAGAUGGAGAGGAAAAGAAAGAAAGAUCACACUUUGGAUACAAGUUCUCUGCCAAAUGACAACGUAGAUACUGGAAAAAUCAUGCUUCUCAAGGAUGAUAUCAAAGUGGAUGGCAAUGUGUUGUGCGAGAGCCUUCUACAGGAUAAUGCAGAACUUAAGCUAGUUAUUUUCGAGAAAACGUUUUUAGUGAAACAAAACGCACCUUAUAUCAUCAAUAUUUUGUUACCAUCAAGCAUACUUGUGGGUUUUCCGACUUACCCGUCUAAAUUUGAAUCACUGUACACUGACAAGAAACGAUCGAUAUUUAACUGGUAUAAAAACGAUGCUAUUAACAACAAGCCAAAUUUAUGGACACAUAUAGGGAAUGGAUAUCUAUAUGUACCAAAUAUAUCUGACAUUGGUUGCAAUUUGAAGAUCAACUGCGAACCGCGAAACGAGUCAGAUUUCGGUUGUAACAUGGAAGUACAGUCGAAAAACGUCGUAGAGGCUGGCCCUGGACCAUGCCCAUUUGACAUUCGACACCAAUUUACAAAACAUAAACUAUUGGACAGAAGUUUUAGAAUAAUGUCCUACAAUAUACUAGCAGAUACGUAUGCUGAUUCUGAUUUUUCCAAGGAUGUAUUGUAUCCAUAUUGUCCACAAUAUGCAUUAGAUAUGGACUACAGAAAGCAAUUAAUACUCAAAGAAAUAAUAGGUUUUAACAGUGACAUAAUUUGUCUGCAAGAAGUAGACAGGAAAAUAUAUGAGUACGACUUGUUGCCAUCUCUGUACAUGCUGAAUUACGAUGGCGUAUUUGUUACAAAGAAUGAAAUUAAUGAAGGACUCGCCACGUUUUUUAAUCAAGAAAGAUUCGAGAAAUUAGGAUUUGAAUAUAGUGUAAUGGCUCAAAAUACCGAUUUUCCAAGGUUCGCCGCUAUUUGGUCCAAAAUCAACAAUGAAAGGACGAAGAAGAGAUUUUUUGGUAGAAAUACAACUAUUCAGGUAACGAUAUUGCGAUCUAAAGAGAACCGAUCUGAAAUCUUGGUCAUCGGUAAUACGCAUUUAUACUUUAAACCCGAUGCGGAUCACAUACGUUUGCUGCAAGGAUAUUACGCGAUUAUAUAUGUACAUGAAGUGGCAAAAAGAAUACGGGAAGAGAAUCCCGAGUGUAAUACAAGCGUAAUACUUUGCGGAGAUUUUAACAGCGUGCCGGAAUGCGGCAUUUAUCAGCUAAUGACUGAAAAUUACGUUCCGGAGACCUGCGUAGACUGGAGAAGUAAUGCCGAAGAAGCUAUAGAAAAUGUAUCCCUAAUGCAGGAUCUUUGUAUGUCCAGCGCCUGUGGCACGCCAGAGUAUACGAACUACACACCAGAGUUCUCUGGUUGCCUAGAUUACAUAUUCUACGAGAGAGAUAAAUUCGAAGUGGAGCAAAUAAUCCCGAUGCCUAGUAAGGAGGAACUUACUCUUCAUACAGGUUUACCAUCUGUUGUAUUUCCCAGUGAUCAUAUAUCCUUGUGCGCAGAUUUAAAAUUAAAAGGAUAAUAAAUAUACAUAUUGAAAUUAUUUAAAACAUAUGACGCUGCCUAGAAUUAACUUCACUUAUAUUAAAUAUAUGGUGAUUAAAUCAAAUCACAGUCACACAUGGAAUGUAAUAUAAAAGAGCUAUCAAACGUUCAUGUAAAACCUCUGGUGCUAUCAUUGAAACUGAUAUUUAUGAUCAUUACUUCGAGAUUUUGA